Phyllostomus discolor (pale spear-nosed bat) is the source of this 5338-nucleotide messenger RNA. It is a transcript of the gene SMPD3, whose product is annotated as sphingomyelin phosphodiesterase 3. Gene Ontology annotation, biological process: sphingomyelin metabolic process. The coding region runs from base 659 to 2629 and encodes 656 amino acids. The transcript has 9 exons. Gene Ontology annotation, molecular function: sphingomyelin phosphodiesterase activity. Lineage: Eukaryota; Metazoa; Chordata; Mammalia; Chiroptera; Phyllostomidae. Gene Ontology annotation, cellular component: cytoplasm; extracellular region. The record is from RefSeq and is a predicted model, not a curated record.
ACUCCCGGGCGGGGCGGAAGGGUGAGGGGAAGGAGCCCCCCAAUGGGCGGCCUCCUGGGCGGGACCCGGGUUGCCAUUGGCUACAGCAGCUCACAAGGGGCGGGGUCACCGGAAUGAGGCGCGGAGCUGUUCGCCUCUCCAGGUGCUGAGUCCGAGGGAGGCUCCGGACACGGGAGCCGCGGUAACUGCAGCUGCCGCCGCCGCUGCUGCUGCUUCUGCUGCUGCCGCCACCGCUGCUGCUGCUGCUGCCGCUGCUGCUGCGCCGCGGCCGCCACCCCACCCCCCGCCGGGAGAACUAGCAUCGGGAAGGAAGGGCCGUGAGAAGUCCGGAGGACCUGGGUGCGCUGCCCGCGGCUGAGCGCUCUCCCGCCGCUCUGAGGUCCUUGACUCCAGAGUGACGCCCUCCUCACGCAGGAGGAGAAGGUCCCGCGGCCCUUCCGCUGGUUCCCCGGCAGGCCUCAGUGGCCUAGCAUGGCCCACUGAGGGGAGCCAUGCCUGGCUGGCCAACACCCGCCACCAGCCCUCCAGAGUCACGCCUCAGCAGGAGGUGACCCCUCCUCUGCCUGUACCCCACGCACCCCCCCACCCCCCCGGGAACGUGCCCGCGCCGCCACGGACAACAUGUAGGAGGGCCGACUGCGGCGCCCAGCGAGCUGCGAUGGUUUUGUACACGACGCCCUUUCCCCACAGCUGUCUGUCCGCCCUGCACGCCGUGUCCUGGGCCCUCAUCUUCCCAUGCUACUGGCUGCUGGACCGGCUCCUGGCCCUGUUCAUACCCGACCCCUGUCAGAAGAGCCAGCUGCUCUGCGUCUUGCUGUUCAUGCCCAUCUACCUGGGCCUCCUGGUCACCUCGCUGCCCUUCGCGUUUCUCGGGUUCCUCUUCUGGUGCCCCCUGCAGUGUUCCCGCAGGCCCUACGUCUACUCCCGGUUGGAAGACAAGAGCUCGGCGGGCGGGGCAGCCCUGCUCAGUGAAUGGAAGGGUACGGGUCCCGGCAAAAGCUUCUGCUUCGCCACCGCCAACAUCUGCCUCCUCCCCGACUCUCUGGCCAGACUCAACAAUGUUUUUAACACCCAAGCACGGGCCAGGGAGAUCGGGCACAGAAUUCGAAAUGGGGCCAGCCGGCCCCAGAUCAAAAUCUACAUCGACUCGCCCACCAAUACCUCCAUCAGCGCGGCCAGCUUCAGCAGCCUGGUGUCACCCCAGGGCGAUGGCACGGCCCGGGCUGUCCCCGGGAGCAUUAAGAGGACGGCCUCCGUGGAAUACAAGGGCAACAGCGGGCGUCCCCCCAGUGACGAGGCUGCCAAUGGCCCAGCCUCUGGGGACUCAGUGGACUGCGGGAGCCUGGAGAACGCUUGCAUCGUGCGCAUCGGCGGCGGCGGCGGCGACGAGGGGGGACGGCACCCUGAAGCCGAGGACCCUGCCCCCGGAGGCCAGGCCAGAAACGGGGCUGGCGGGGGUCCGCGGGGCCAGACGCCCAACCACAGUCAGCGGGACGGGGACUCGGGGAGCCUGGGCAGCCCCUCCGCUUCCAGGGAGUCCCUGGUGAAGGCGCGCGCCGGGCCGGACGGCGGCAGCGGGGAGCCGGCAGCCGCCUGCGGGAAGGCCCCGCACAAGGCCUCGGUGGUGAAGAAGCCGGCGGCGCGCAGGAGGCGGCACCCCGACGAGGCCUUCGACCACGAGAUCUCGGCCUUCUUCCCCGCCAACGUGGACUUCCUGUGUCUGCAGGAGGUGUUCGACAAGCGGGCGGCCAGCACGCUGAAAGACCAGCUGCACGGCUACUUCGAGUACAUCGUGUACGACGUGGGGAUCUACGGCUGCCAGGGCUGCUGCUGCUGCCGGGGCGGCUGCUGCUUCAAGUGUCUCAACAGCGGCCUCUUCUUCGCCAGCCGCUACCCCAUCAUGGACGUGGCCUAUCACUGUUACCCCAACGGGAGGGGCUCCGACAGCCUGGCCUCCAAGGGAGCGCUGUUUCUCAAGGUGCAGGUGGGAAGCACACCUCAGGACCAAAGAAUUGUUGGGUACAUCACCUGCACACACCUGCAUGCCCUGGAAGAUGACAGUGCCAUCCGGUGUGAGCAGCUGGACAUGCUUCUGGAAUGGCUGGCUGAUUUCCGAAAAUCUACCUCCUCGUCCAGCACAGCCAACCCCGAGGAGCUGGUGGCGUUUGACAUUGUCUGUGGAGAUUUGAACUUUGACAACUGCUCCUCAGACGACAAGCUGGAGCAGCAGCACUCCCUGUUUACACGCUACAAGGACCCGUGCCGCCUGGGGCCUGGGGAGGAGAAGCCAUGGGCCAUCGGUACCUUGCUGGACACGGAUGGCCUCCAUGAUGAGGACGUGAGCACCCCUGAGAAUCUACAAAAGGUCUUGGAGAGCGAGGAGGGGCGCCGGGAAUACCUCGCCUUCCCCAGCAGCAAGAGCCCGGGGGCGUGCCAGAAGGGACGCAAGGACAUGCUGAAGGGCAACGGCAGGCGCAUCGACUACAUGCUGUACGCAGAGGAGGGGCUGUGCCCGGACUGGAAAGCUGAGGUGGAAGAAUUCAGUUUUAUCACCCAGCUGUCCGGCCUGACUGACCACCUCCCGGUGGCCAUGCGGUUGAUGGUGUCUUCAGGGGACGAGGAGGCAUAGACCAGCCCGGUCACCACAGCAGCCUGGCCUCUGCUAGCCCUUUGAGCUGACCCUGCCUGGCCACUGCCCCUCCAGCAGCAGCGCCAGGAAGAGGGCGGGGCCCGGGGGAGCAGAGGCCAUUCCUGGUGAGCUGGAGCCAGCGCUGCCCAGCGCCUCUGGGCACUCACUGCGGACGCAGGAGUCAGGCCAGCCCGAGGAGCCCAGCCGCCCAACCAGUGCCAUUCUUUCCAAACGUGAUUUUCUACAAAUCUACAGCACAACCUAGUUUGUAACCCGUGGGUUAGUAUGAGGACUGGGUUUCUGUACUCUUUGUAUCUCUUCUCAAGCUUCGUCCAGGGUUCAUUAUUUUUGUCUGCUGCCACAUUGUCUCGCAUGCCUGCACCCUCGCAUGCACGCUGCCUGCAUGCCCUGUGCCACGCCACAGCCAGACCCCUCGCUCGGGCCUCACCCAAGGCCAAACUCCAAACACAAUUAGAACCAGCCAAAGAAGCACUCCUGGGCACAGGGCCGCCAGCUCGCUGCCUCCAGCUGGGACGGCUCGUGAGCAGGAACCGUGAGGGCUGUGUCCAGUCACCGCGAGCCCGGGCUCUUCCCAGGGUCUUGCAUUCAAGGGCGAUUACAUUUUAAAAAGAAAAACAGGAAAAGCUAAGAACAGAAACAACCCCUCACUUCAGAGGGUCUGCAAACCACAAGGGAGGAUGCUGCUCUUCCUGAGACAGGCUUGCUCCCCGGAGUGCCAGGGCCCGGGGACUCCCGCGCGGAGCCACAGCCCGGAAGCCGAGGAGAGAACGACUUCUCUACAGGAAGAAGGGAACUCAAGGAUACAGGGAAGAGGGAGCUGCUGGUUUUGGAAAUGAUAGAUUCGUAGCUUUUCUUCUGCCAAAACCAUCACCUCCUCUUUCUGCCUGAUCCUAUCUACCCCCCAGACACCUCUUUGGUUUGGGACCAAUCCCUCCCUGGGCACUGUCCCCAUCCACCUGCUGGCUGAGCUCGGGAACUGUCCGCCCGUCUCCGGUGGGGCUGUGGCUCUGUCCCCUCCUCAAAAGCAAACCUGGGCCCUGAAAGGGGCCCUGGACAAAGGGGUGGGAAGCCAAAGUGCAGAGAAAGGCCUGUCCCUUCACCCUGAGAGGGUGCAGGCUGGGGGUGGCAAGGUCAGGAGCUACUGCUUGCACAGGGCAGGGAGGGGUACUGGUUGGCACCCAGGCACAGCGUGGCAGAGCCUGUAGGUGAGGCCCGAGGCUCGCCACCCCACGGCAGCACUGCCUCUGCCCACCUACCUGCCUUUUUAAACACACCUGGGAUGCCCCCUGCAGUCACACAGGGAAGACUGUGUCUGUUUCCCGGUGCGAGGUUCCCCCAACUCGGGGGGCUGUUCUCGACACCCUCACUGGUCUCCCCUCCCCGCAGUGCCCUGAUCUCUGCCCAAACAGCUGAAAGCCAGCUUUGUCCAGCAAGGCCGGGGAACAUACCAGGACCCUUCUGGUGUCGGUGCGCUGGCGCUGUGCCUUGUCACCCACUGAGCUGCAAGAAGGACCCAGAGGGGUCCAAGCAGCCAGAGGUCAGGCCCUGUGCUGGGAGAGGACACUCUUGACAGCCAUACCCACAGUGGCACUGGUUGGUCCGACCCCACCUGGCCGGAGCAGUGGCACAGCUGAGGGCUUCAACACUCCCCCAGCCCUGCCCCUGGGGGCCCAGGGCCAGGAGGGGUAACUCACUGCUGAGGGCACAGUCCCAUCUGGGCUCUCCGCUGCGCCCCUCCUCCCAGGGCCUGGCUGUCGGGUCUUAGCCAGGCUUUGAGGGGUCAUAGGGCCCCCAACUCUUAGGAGCAGCCGGGAAUCUCUGCUCACACAGGCAGGGCCCAGUUGGGCAGGUGUGAUGCACAGAUGGCGGGGCCUGAGCUAAGGACCCCAGGCCGCAGGUCACUGUGUGCGCAGGAGGGAGCAGUGGAGACAGGCCAGGGCUCCUGAGCGCAGACACUCCACACAGCUUCCAGCCCUCCGAGGGGCUGCCUCCCUCCCCGGGCAGCUGGGCGGGGCCAGGGCGCAGGGGCACGGGCUUCUCUCCCUUCUCGCAGGGCGGCCUCAGGCAAGUCAUACCUCCCUGUGCCUCGGUCAUGGUCACGUCCUCUCCUAACAAGGCUGCCUUUGCCCGGCCCGGCACGGCCCUGGUGUUCCGCCGCCCGGCUCCCCCGCACCUCCCCCAGCCUCGGCCUCCGCGCCUGGGCUGCCAUCACCCAGCCACAUGCUUCAGAAGCCUGUGGACUCCCGGGGCCAUGCACAAGCCAGACUUUUCCAUUUUAAUUUUUAAAAAGGAAAGAAAAGAAACAUCGCCAGGAUCUCCUAUUCUGUGGUGUUUGGCCUGGGAGGGGCGGACACAGGGGUCACCCAAAUCCCCAGCUGAGGUCCUGCACCGGCCCCAGCCCCGGCCCGGCCUCCCCCAGAGAAGCCAGGAGGCAGGGUCAGCUUCGGAAGGAAAUGGUCAUUUUCAUUUGUCUAAAUCACCUUGAGUUUUAAGUAUGAAUAUUAAUCUUGAUGCUUUUUAACUAUUGUAUUAACUUGCUGAGAUUUAGAAAUACUGUUUUAAAAAGGAAAACAACUUUUUUAAUUUCUGUAUUUUUUUCUGUAUUGUAUCUUCAUGGGACAUUAGGGGUUUUAUAUGGUAAGCACACCUAAGGUUUUGGUAAACACAUUAUCAAAUAUGUACACAGAC